AAGGCCAAGAGCCUCGACGCCUACCUCUCCAGCACCCCUCACGUGCGCGUCGCUCUCCAGCCAGAACUCACCACGUCUCGAUCCAUUGCCUCCGGUUCUGCUUCUCUCGUUGGCCCCAACCACGGUAUGUCGGCCCAGUCGCAUGAUGACACGCAAGCCCUCCUGGACAUGCUUCAACUGUACCCCUCGGAGUCUCCCAACGAUGCUGACGAGGAACCCACUAGCCCCCUGGAGACCAUCCCGUCUGAGCCUGAG
Molecule: messenger RNA, 255 nt
Organism: Penicillium egyptiacum
Lineage: Eukaryota; Fungi; Ascomycota; Eurotiomycetes; Eurotiales; Aspergillaceae
Source: the annotation of a GenBank genome assembly